Messenger RNA from Dromaius novaehollandiae (emu), 6168 nucleotides. It is a transcript of the gene ABCC10, whose product is annotated as ATP binding cassette subfamily C member 10. Bases 389 to 5005 code for a protein of 1538 amino acids. Gene Ontology annotation, biological process: transmembrane transport. The transcript has 22 exons. Gene Ontology annotation, cellular component: membrane. Gene Ontology annotation, molecular function: ATP hydrolysis activity; ABC-type transporter activity; ATP binding. The record is from RefSeq and is a predicted model, not a curated record. NCBI's taxonomy places the organism in Eukaryota, Metazoa, Chordata, Aves, Casuariiformes, Dromaiidae.
GGGGCGGGGGGGGGUGUGUGAUGGCGGCGGUGCUGGUCGCCGCGGGGGGGAGCGGCCCCGGCGGCCCCGGAGGGGCGGGAUCGCCUGCUGAGGGCCAGGUGCUGGCCUCUCCCUCCUGUCCCGUGGCGCAGCGACACGGGUCCCCAGGCGCCAAAGGCCGGGCAGGCCCCGCGGUGGUGGUGCGGGCCAGGAAGGCAGCUGGGACCGGCGCUGGUUCCGGUGCUCCCGCCCGGGGGGCCACGGUGCCUGAGCCGCCCUGCCUGGCCUGGUGCUCUGCUGCUGUGUGCUGAGCUUGGCCCCAUGCCAGGCCGGCGGCUUGCGGCCUGUCCCAGGCUGGAGAUGGGGCUGGCUGGAGCUCCCAUCUGUUGCAUUCAACACCCAGCAAAGAAUGGAGAACAUCCUAGCCGAUUUGUGUGGAACCAGCCCAGAAGAUCCAGUCCCUGUGUGGAUUCAUGGCAGUGUUGGCCAUUGCUUUAACCAGCUGACAUUAAAUGUGGCUCCUCAUAUGAUCCUUGCAGUGGUCAGUGCCUGCUUCCUUGGCACUCCAAGAUAUGGUGCUGGUGUUCCUCACAGGCGAGACUGGAGAUGCAGAAUUGCCGCCUCUUUCAUACUUGCUGGCCUCCUCCUCACUGAUAUAAUCCCAGCCACCAUUUCUCAGCAGGAGCUGGGCCCUGUGUACCUGGAAGUGCUGGCAAGUGGCGUUGCCGCACUGACAUGGCUCACUCAUGGCUUGGCUCUUCUCAUGCUCUGCAGGUCAAUUCACGGCUCUACCCAGGGCCCUGCGGCCCUGGCUAUCCUCACUCUCUUACCCGUACCUUCCCGCAUCAUCACGCUGGUGUGGUACUGCAAAAAUGGGACAGCUUGGUCCCCUGCCCACCCUGCUGUAUCCUCCAGGUUCUCCAUCCUCUGUCUGCAGCUGGCCUGUCUUCUUCUGUAUAUGAUUAACUACCUCUUCCCAGUUGCCAGCAGACGAGAAUUUCUCUCCAUCAAUAACUCCUGGCAGCCAGACCCACUCACCUCAGAGCCAAGGAUCACAGCAUCUGAUUGGCAAGGAGUGGCAGAAGAUGGUGAGAGCUGGCUCUCACGCUUCUCUUAUGCUUGGAUGAACCCUCUUAUGAAACGCGGCUACCACUGGAUGUUGAACCAGCCAGAGGAUGUCUAUGUGCUUCCUCACCAGCUCCAAGCUGCCAGAGUCUGUGAUCGGUUCUACUCCUGCUGGCAGCAGAAGGCAGCUUUGCACCAAGCAGAGGAGACUGUGUCUCUUACUAGUCCAAUCAUUGCUGGAGGGGAUGGGAGUAGCAAUGCCCUGGACGGCUCACCCCCUGCCCAGAAGGGCGUGCAACUCUUUUCAAUGCUUCAUUCAGUCUUUGGGCUCCGUUUCUACUUGCUUGGACUUCUCAAGCUGGCUGGCAGCCUGCUGGGUUUCUCAGGCCCCUUGCUUCUGAACCUGCUGGUGAGCUUCAUGGAGUCACGGCAGGAGCCCUUGAGCCAUGGGGUGCUCUACGCCCUUGGGCUCUUUGCUGGCUCCUUCCUGGGUGCUCUCUUGCGGAACCAGUUCAGCUACGAGGUGUACAAGGUGAUGCUGAUGGUGCGGGCCGCCGUCAUCUCCACCAUCUACCGCAAGGCUCUGCGUGUCAGCAGCACUAGCCUUGCCCACUUCACCAUAGGGGAAAUUGUCAACUUCAUGAGCACGGACACUGAUAGGUUGGUCAACUUCUGCCUCAGCUUCCACGAGGUGUGGAGCUUGCCCUUCCAGUUUGCCAUUACCCUCUACCUCCUCUACCAGCAGGUGGGGGUAGCCUUUCUGGGAGGCCUGGCCUUGGCAUUGCUCCUUGUGCCCAUAAACAAGGUCAUAGCCAACCGCAUCAUGAAGAGCAACAAGGAGAUGCUGAAGCACAAGGACACACGGGUCAAGCUGAUGACUGAAUUCCUGUGUGGCAUUCGUGUGAUCAAGUUCUACGCUUGGGAGCAGCACUUUGGCUCCAGGAUAAAUGCCUGCCGGGCUAAAGAGCUGCAGAAGUUGAGAGCCAUCAAGUACUUGGAUGCUGUGUGUGUGUAUCUGUGGGCAGCACUGCCCGUUGUUGUCUCCAUUGUCAUCUUUAUCACCUAUGUCCUGUUGGGUCACCAACUUACUGCCACCAAGGUAUUCACAGCAUUGGCCCUCGUAGGAAUGCUCAUUCUCCCCCUCAACAGCUUCCCAUGGGUGCUGAAUGGGACCUUGGAUGCCAAAGUUUCCCUGGAUCGAAUCCAGCGCUUCCUUGAACUCACAGACCAGGACUUGGAGGCUUAUUAUGCUCUAGACAGCCCUUCAGGUUCUGCUUCUGCCAUGGAGAUGCAGGGAGCAGCCUUCUCCUGGGCACCACUCAAGGAGAAAAGCACCAAGCAGUCCUCAUCCACAGGCCCUCUGCAACUGCACAUUGAGAACCUGGUAGUGACAAAGGGGAUGCUUCUGGGGGUUGUUGGGAAGGUCGGCUCUGGCAAGAGCUCUCUGCUUGCAGCCAUUACUGGAGAGCUCAUUAAGCAAGGUGGACAAGUGUAUGUCUGUGACCUGGAGCAAGGAUUUGGACUGGCCACACAGGAGCCUUGGAUCCAGUUUACCAGUGUCCGUGCGAACAUCCUCUUUGGGAAGGAAUAUGAUGCCAGGCUGUAUGAGAAAGUGGUGGAAGCCUGUGCCCUCUCUGAGGAUCUGACUAUCUUACCAGCAGGUGACCAGACAGAAGUUGGUGAGAAUGGUGUGACACUCAGUGGAGGACAGAAGGCUCGAAUAGCCCUUGCCAGAGCUGUUUACCAGGAGAAAGAGCUUUACCUCCUUGACGAUCCCCUGGCAGCUGUCGAUGCAGAUGUAGCUAACCAUCUUAUGCAGAAAUGCAUUCUGGGAGUUCUCAAACACAAGACAAGGAUCCUUUGCACCCACAGGACGGAGUUUUUGGAGAAAGCCGAUGCCUUAUUGUUGAUGGACAAUGGCAGGAUAGUCAGGACAGGAACACCAGCUGAGAUCCUGCCACUCGUGGAAGCUUUCCCCAAGUUCAAGGACAUGGACAAGAGGCGGAAGGAUAAAGCCCCUGAUGAGCACGGUCAAGAGGCGGCCAUAGAGACAGAGUCAGAAGAAUUGACCCAAAACAAUCACCUUCUCUGCCAGGAGGAAGAGAAGAAAGAAGGAGCAGUAGCUUUUCAGGUGUACAAGGCAUAUUGGCUGGCAGUGGGCAGCUGCUUGGCGCUAUCCAUCCUCUUUUCCCUGCUCCUGAUGCAAGCGUCUAGAAAUGUCUCAGAUUGGUGGCUUUCACACUGGAUCGCCAGCAUGUCCCAGACAGCAAAUACCUCUGUGAUGGUCUGCUCAGCUGCCCUGCCUUCCCCGCAGCUGCUGCUCUUCUCCUUUGCUGGGCUUGUGUUCCCCAUUCAAGCUCUGGACACUGCCACAGUCACUUCCAAUGGUUCACUGGAUGUGACUUUCUACCUAACAGUUUAUGGGAGCAUAGCAGGGGCCAACUCCCUCUUCACCAUUCUGCGGGCCUUCCUCUUUGCUUACGGCACUGUCCGUGCUGCCACUGUCAUUCACAGCCGGCUGCUCCAGCGGGUUAUAAAGGCCACAGUGACCUUCUUUGACACCACACCAAUAGGCCGGAUCCUGAACCGUUUCUCUUCAGACCUGUACUGCGUGGAUGACAGCUUGCCAUUUAUCCUCAACAUCUUCCUGGCCAACAUGUAUGGGCUCCUGGGCAUGCUGGUGAUAAUCACCUAUGGCCUCCCUUGGAUUGGUCUGGUCUUACUGCCUCUGGCUGCCCUCUACUUUUCCAUCCAGCGCUAUUACCGGCGCACGUCCCGGGAGCUCAAGCGCCUUUACAGUCUCACCCUCUCCCCCAUCUACACUCACUUCUCAGAGACCCUCUCAGGGCUGAACAGCAUCAGAGCCAUGCGGGCAACACACAGGUUUGAGGUGGAGAAUCAGCUGCGUCUGGAGCAAAACCAACGCUGCCUCUUUGCCAGCAACUCAGCGAUGCAGUGGCUGGAGAUCCGCUUGCAGAUGAUUGGGGUUGCUGUGGUUACUGCUGUUGCAGGAAUUGCCAUCAUCCAGCACCAGAAGCAACUAGCAAAUCCAGGACUUGUGGGCCUGGCACUCUCAUAUGCCUUGUCUGUCACAAACCUCCUCUCAGGCCUCAUUUCCAGCUUCACUAUGACAGAAACCAUGAUGGUGAGCAUGGAGCGCACAGAGGAAUACACCACAGACAUCCCCAUAGAGCCCCAGGAUAAAGUGGUCCAGGUUGCUGCUGACUGGCCAAGCCAGGGGUACGUGGAGUUCCAAGAGGUGGUCCUGACAUACCGAGCAGGCCUGCCCAAUGCGCUCGAUGGAGUGAGCUUCACUAUUUAUCCUGGAGAGAAGGUGGGAAUUGUGGGUCGCACAGGAUCCGGAAAAUCAACCCUUUUCUUGGCGCUCUUCCGCAUGCUGGAGCUGAAGGCAGGGCGAAUUCUCCUGGACGGUAUUGACAGCCGGCUGGUGGGCUUGAAAGACCUGAGGUCCAGGCUGGCCAUCAUCCCCCAGGAUCCAUUUCUGUUUAGUGGCUCAGUUCGAGAGAAUCUGGACCCCCAGGGACAAUGGACAGACUCUGAGCUGUACCAGGUGCUAGAGCAGUGCCACCUGCAGGAUGUGGUUACUCAGAUGGGUGGAUUGGACAGUGAGCUGGGAGAGAGAGGGAAGAGUCUGUCCAUGGGACAGAGGCAGCUGGUGUGUCUGGCAAGAGCCCUCCUGACACAGGCCAAGGUGUUGUGCAUUGAUGAGGCCACAGCCAGUGUGGAUCAGAAAACAGACCAGGUGCUGCAGCAGACCAUCCGCCAGCGCUUCGCUGACAAAACGGUUUUGACAAUUGCUCACAGGCUGAACACUAUCUUGGACUCGGACCGCGUGCUGGUGAUGCAGGCUGGAAAAGUGGCAGAGCUGGACUCACCGGCCCGCCUAAGUAAGAAGGACGGCUCCUUGUUCCAACGACUCCUGCACAGCGGACAGCAGUGACCACCCAGAGCUUAGCCAGACCCCUGGCUCUGCGGCUGGCUUUCUUCUUGCCUCAGCCCCAGUCCCCUCUUUGUGGGGCCAGGAGCUGCUGAGAUGAGAGAAGGGUUUGUUCCCCAUUAGUAGGGAAAAUGGGGACUGGUGUCUAGGGACAUGCUAGCUUGGCUGGUGGGAUGCUGCUCCCCACUGAGGCUCCAUAUUGAGAUUACAGAGGGUUUAUCUUCUGCUAAGUGGAGAAGCAGCAACUAUUGUUGUGACCUUGUCCCACAUGUGCAAUUUAAAAUAAAGUGGGGACGCCCUUGUAAAACUCCAUUAGUCAUCUGUGUUCCUGUGCUCUUUGGCUCCCAGAUCUAAACUUCCUUGUGAGUUACAGGAGUGGUGCCCUCCCUGCACAGACACCCCUGCCUGCACCCUAGUGCUUUCAGAGUGCACCAACCAUUCCCAGAAGGCUGUACCAAGGGACCCUGCUCCUCUUCCUCCAUCUCCUAGUGGAGAAGGCCUUCACCCUGAAGGGCCAGAAUACAAUUACAUUACAGGUGUCUAGGCUGGCUUAAGUCAAGACCGCUUUUUCAAGGCAUCUCUUAUCCCUCCUCCUUCUUAUCUUCCCUUCCUCCCAGCUGCACAAAACCCACAGCUUCUUUCAGUUUUAGGAUCAACUUGCUCUUGCUGUCAGAGCACAUGGCUUCACUCUUGGGCCUUUCCUUUUCUCCCUGACACUCUGAAGCUAUUCCAGGCAGGUACACACCCUUGCUAUGCUGUCCUGGCACAUGUCCCUUUUCUUCCCCUCAGGCUGCAGGAGCCAUCUGUACUCCCUGAAGCUAUGUCCUUUGCUUAGUGACUAAUAACCUUGCUUCUCAAUCCAGACAGCCUUACCACUCCUUUUUUGGAAUGAUAAGGCCAAAGAGACCUCUGAAGGCCUCUGAAGCUCUCCCAGCAGCAGAGCUCCAGGGCAGGGAAGUAGAGGGAUUCCAGACAGCAAAAGGUUUAUGGUGAUGUGGGUCAGAACAUGGGGCAGAACGACUACCCUGCCAGGACCUGGGUGGAAAUACUCAAAACUCAACAAGCAGCUGAGCAACCUGAUCUAAUUGAAUAUGCCAAGAAUGGGAGGUUGAACUAGAUGACUUCCAGAGGUCCCUUCCAGCCUAAAUAAAUUUAUAAUUCUCUGA